This is a messenger RNA of Kwoniella shivajii, 5082 nucleotides long. RefSeq lists its product as uncharacterized. Gene Ontology annotation, molecular function: 3'-5'-RNA exonuclease activity; RNA binding. NCBI's taxonomy places the organism in Eukaryota, Fungi, Basidiomycota, Tremellomycetes, Tremellales, Cryptococcaceae. The record is from RefSeq and is a predicted model, not a curated record. The transcript is spliced from 16 exons. Bases 1 to 5082 code for a protein of 1693 amino acids. Gene Ontology annotation, cellular component: P-body.
AUGGCCGACUCGAUAGUCGCGCCCACUCCUCAACCCGCUUCUUCUUCACCCAACACACUAGCCCCACCUUCAUUGCAUCCUUCCAGACCUUCUUCAGCCAAUUCACAACGAAGCAACUCUUCAAGAGGAAGAGGUAAAUCCGGUACGACUUCAUCUAAUAUCUCAAGGAGUAAUUCCAAUGCAUCUUCAAGAGGUGGUUCAGACAAAAAGAAACAAAGCGGCCGAACAACUACUAUCAGCGGUGGUGUAAGUCUAGGUCUUGCAGAAACCGCCCCACAUAGCGGCGCUGUCGGGAAUAACGGUACACAAAAUCAAUCGAAGAAAGGCAAGAAAAGUAAACCAACUUCGAUUUCAACCACUGAUCAAGAUGGAGAUAAGAGCGAAAACCAAAAUCAGAUCCAGAAUCAGAACCAAAAAAGUGGUAUAACAAACAAUAAAGGGAAAAGAUCAGCUUCCAACAGAAGACCUAACCCAAUCAACACAGACCUCAAUGCUCCUCAAAGACCUUCUUCUCAAAACUCAAACUCCAACCCUAAAACCAACGAAUCAGCGCCCAAAUCUAUACAUGCUGCUGUAUCAGCUCCUCGUACAGCCAUGGAAGCUGCUGUGGAUGCAGCCACGAAGAAACACAAUGCUCAAUCAGGUGGUGAUGCCUUAGCUUCCCUUCAAAAAAUGAUAUCUGAUCUGAAAACACUUCCAACUUCCGCUGCUUCCUCAGGAAGUUCAAAUGGAUCCAGAUCAGUCAGUGCGAGUGCAAUUAAAGAAACUCCUACUUCAGCAACCAAAUCAGCUACUGAACCGGUACCAAUCCCUGAUUCUUCCGCAUCCGCAAAUUCUUCCAACUCUACAAAAAAGCUCAAAGCAGAUGCACCUAGUUUCACGCCUUCUUUCCAAGCUGCUACUUCACCCGCAAGCUCUCAAGCAGGCCUUUCCGUUUCGCCUAUUGCUCCUAUGCCACCAUCUAACGUCCUUCACCCACGAUCAGUGUCUCAGAGUAGCGCCGUGAACAAUCGAAGGACUUCUUCCAGUUCAGUAGGUCCACCAUCUUUCAACCCUAAUCAAGCAACUUCACCAAUCCAAAUGUAUCCAAGUGGAUUUCCACCCAUUUAUCAGAAUCAGCUUUCCGCUCAUUCUGAAGCUGAAGAAGUUCAUUCUCCACUAUCAUUCGCUCAACAAGCCGAUAUGCAGUUCCAACAGCAACAACUUCUUGCCGCUCAACAACAGCAAUAUCAAUAUAUUCAGCUUCUGCAAGCACAAAUGGUUGCCAGUCAACAAUUAGCUCAACAACAAGCUCAACAAGCUCAGCAACAGCAGCAACAACAGCAAAUGGGAGGGUUUAUAGCCCCCAGGUUCCAGGCUCUAGCUCAACAAAGAGUCGCAGCUCAACAUCAACAAACGGCUAUACAACUUGCUCAGGCUCAACAGGUGUUCGAAUUGCAGCAAGUUCAAAUUAUUCAGCAACAACGUGAUCAAGAGGAAGCGAGAGCCACGGCUAUCAACGAAUCAAUGAAGAACGAGCCUGUAUUUGAAGAAGAAGAUGAGGAGCCAGAAAACGCCAACUCAUCAUUCGGUCCAACCGGUCGUCCCCAGCUUGCACCCUCUUUCACUUUCGGGGCCAAGCCAAAACAUGCUGUGCAUGAGAGCAUUUCGGAGAAAGGCUCUGCUAGAGAUUCAAUGUCACCUCCUUCAACACAUCAUACUUCUCCUCCCGUAGUCGUCAACAGAUCUGAAGGCAUUGGCGGUGCCGCUGCUACUGGUUUGGCAGGUCUCGCGGCCAGGGCACAUAAAAGGACUGGUAGUGAAAUGUCAUCUGCGAUGCAGCAACAACUUGCUAUUCAACAAGAGAUCGAAGCUCUCCAAGCGAAACAAAAAGCCCUCAUGCAGGAAGACCUUUCUCAUCAAGGUAAUUCUGCUUUGAGUCAGCUCAAUACUGCUUUGCACGGCAAGCAAACUCCCUCCCAGACGCUUUCAAGACAUCGACGAGUCCAGUCCAGUUUCCCUUCAGCUACUGAGCAGCCGGAUCGAGCCGAGGAAGUGGACCAACCCCGUGCUUUGAGAGGUAUCGGUGAGAUGCCCCCUCCUCCCGUACCCACUGGUGGAGCAGGUCAUUCUCGACGUCACAGUGUAAAUGUUUUCAACAAGACCGCGGGUCAUGGUGCUGGCUUCGGAAGUAUCAGUGGCGAUAUUCCAGAAGAUGGUGUUCCUAAUGGAGAGCGAGGAUUUGGUCAUCAUCGAACAAACAGCAGGUCAGGAGUUGAGUCGGGCAAUUGGAGAAUGUCUGGAGGUGGAUCGAGCAACAACGCUGGUACUGUUCAGGUUUCAGAUCUUGCAGCUGCUCAAGCACAACUCCAAUCUCUUGCUCAAUUCAGGGCGGCAGCCGGGGGUGGCCAUUCCAAGAUGGCAUCCUUUAGUUUCCCAAACAUGCUUCCGAAUCUUCUUGCCGCGACUACAUUGCAAACACCUAUGGGUCAAUCACUUUGGCAGCAGCAACAAGCUUUCCAAAUGCAAUUACAACAGACGUCUCAAGGCCCUCAACGAAAAUCACUGUUCGCACCAUAUCUUCCUCAAGCAUCUCUGCCACCUUUGCUUCAAGCCGGCAAACUCGUCGUUGGUGUCUUAAGGGUAAACAAGAAAAAUCGGUCCGACGCAUAUGUCGCUACCGAUGUACUAGAAGCUGAUAUUUACAUCUGUGGUUCUAAAGAUAGAAACAGGGCUCUGGAGGGCGACAUUGUUGCUGUCGAAUUACUAGAUGUAGACGAAGUUUGGGGUACCAAGAAAGACAAAGAAGAGAAAAAGAGAAAGAAGGAAGAAAAUGCGGUCUACGAUCUCAAACCCUCCGCAGCGAAGAAGCUCGAGAAGAAGAAAGAUGAUGUCGAAGUUGAAGGUCAAGGGCUAACAUUAUUCGAAGACGAAGAGGUAAACGAUGAGACUAAACCUACUUACGCAGGUCACGUCGUGGCAGUCGUCGAGCGAAUGCCCGGGCAAUUGUUCUCUGGUCAAUUGGGUGUACUUCGACCUUCAUCAGCUGCGACCAAAGAGAAGCAGGAUCUUGAAAGACGUGAAAGAGAUGGUGAUAGAGGUGGAAGGCGAGAUGAAAAUGAACAAAGACCGAAGAUCGUUUGGUUUAAACCUACGGAUAAACGAGUACCGCUCAUCGCCAUACCCACUGAACAAGCUCCAUCUGAUUUCAUCGACAAUCCCGAUGACUACAAUAACAAACUGUUUGUAGCUACUAUCAAACGAUGGCCUAUCACAUCUCUCCAUCCCUUUGGAACAUUGGUCGAAGAGCUCGGUCCUAUUGGAGAUACAGAAGUGGAAACGAGUGCUUUAUUGAAAGAUUGCAAUUUCCCUACAGAAGAAUUCACAGAUCUUACCAUGAAAUGUCUCCCUCCUUUACCUUGGAGCAUUCCCGAGAGGGAAUACGAGGUGCGAACCGACCUAAGAGACGAAAGGGUAUUCACGAUUGAUCCUCCUACUGCUAAAGACAUGGAUGACGCUUUGUCUGUGAAGAAGAAUGAAGAUGGUACGAUAGCUGUGGGCGUACACAUCGCCGAUGUUUCGUACUUCGUCAAAGCCAACACUGCUAUUGAUCGAGACGCUCGCAAGAGAGCUACCAGUGUCUAUUUAGUGCAAAGGGCAGUACCAAUGCUACCUCCUCAAUUAUCGGAAGAGUUAUGCAGUUUAGUGCCGGAUGUGGAGAGACUGACUUUCUCAGCGAUGUUCACUUUUGACGAAGAAGGGAAUAUCAAAGACAGGAAGUUCGCUAGGACAAUCAUCAAGUCCAACGCCAAGUUGUCAUAUAAUGAUGCUCAAGAAGUGAUUUCUGGCGGCUCGCUAGACAAGAGUAAGAUUCCUGGCGGUGAAGGCAAGGAGAUUGAGGAGGAUAUCAAAGCUCUUCAUGCCCUCUCGACGAAGAUCAGAAGCAAGCGAUUGGAAGCUGGUGCUAUACUCAGCAACAAAUUGAAGGUGUCUUUCUCUUUAGAUGAUAAUGGUAAACCCGUCGACGUGGAUGCGUACAAAAAGACUGAAGCAAAUUCAUUAGUAGAAGAAUUCAUGUUGCUGGCCAAUAUUUCAGUAGCUCAUGUCAUCGCAAAUGGAUUGCCUGAACAAGCUAUACUUAGAAGGCAUGAAGCUCCAAUCGAAAGAAGACUGGACGGCUUUGUGAACCGUGCACAGAAAUUAGGAUACGCCAUGGAUGCUACUUCAGCCGGUACUCUACAAAAUUCGUUUGAGAAAAUUGGAGAUCAAGAUACGAUACUUUGUCUCGAAUUGCUGAAAAAGAAGGCUAUGCAGAGAGCACGAUAUUUCUGCACCGGUAUGCUAGAUAUUGCCAAAUACUCUCAUUGGGCUUUGAAUACUCCUCUAUACACUCAUUUCACUUCGCCCAUUCGACGAUAUGCCGAUGUCUUAGUACAUCGUAUGCUAGACGCAUGCUUAACAAGCCCCAACCCCAAUGAAGUCAAAUUCCUUAUGGACCGAGAUCAAGUAGCGAAAUGCGCACAACAAUGCAAUAUGAAGAAACAGAGCGCCAAACUCGCCGAAGAGCAAUCGAUUCAUUUGUAUCUCUGUAUGCUCAUUCAUGAUCUUACGGAAAGAUAUGGUCCUGUUGUCAGACAAGCUAGAGUGACUGCUGUUUUGGAUGCAGCUUUCGACAUUGUGAUUCCUGAAUUUGGUAUCGAGAAGAGAGUACAUGUAGACAAAAUGCCUGUCGAAAACGUUGUGUAUGAUGAACACAAAGACAUCUUAUCGCUUUACUGGACAAACCAAAACGUCCUUUCUUUCUUAGCUGAAACAACAGAUGAUCCUCAUCUACUCAAGAUCAAAGCUCUAGGUGAGAGAUUAGCAAUUGGCACAUCAACAUCUCAAUCUGUAGAAGAAUCAUCUCUGUUCGAUGGAUCGGAUAAAACAUCUAAACAAUAUCGAAAAUCUUCACAUCCUACUGAGAUCAAAUAUGAAGGAUUGAGAAGUGAUCUAGGCAAACAUAAAAUUCAAGAUAUAAAAGAAUUGAUGAAUCUGCCCGUUAUAAUCACUAGUGAUAUAACGAAAAGUCCCCCUGUCUUAGUUGUCUAUGCUUGUAAGUAG